Diabrotica balteata is the source of this 1418-nucleotide messenger RNA. The record is from the annotation of a GenBank genome assembly. Lineage: Eukaryota; Metazoa; Arthropoda; Insecta; Coleoptera; Chrysomelidae.
GGAAGCAAUGAGACCAACAUCCUUGUCACUUUCACUUUUUAAUUUGAAUUAUUGGUUUUUAGGUUAAAAAAAUGAAAAAGUGAUUCAGCAUCAAUCAUCAUAAAUAAAAAAACAGUAAAUGUAGGCUUCCCAGUUCCCAGUGAUAAAUAAAUAAAAGUUUAUUUUGUGCCAAAUCACCAGUAUUAUUAGUUUCUUAUAUAAAAUUUAACAUAAUCAGUAUUAAAACAUCACACUUACAAAGCCACAAUAUGUUAACUAAAAAAGAAAAGGUUCAUAAAAUGGUAUAUGUAAUAUUUAUAUCAUUACUAUUAGAUCUGUUCGCCUUUACUAUGAUAUUACCUCUUUUACCUUCUUUAUUGGACCAUUAUAAAAUUAAUGAUAGCAAAGGAUGGUACAAUUGGCUGUCUAGCCAAAUUCAUGAAUUUCAAAUAUUGGUGGGUGCUCCCGAAGAAUAUAAUUCAGUGUUAUUUGGAGGUUUCCUAGGAUCUUUAUUUAGUUUCCUGCAAUUUUUAGCUGCACCUAUCUGUGGAGGUCUGUCAGAUAUAAUUGGAAGGAAAACAGUUAUGGUUAUUUGCCUAGUGGGUAUAUCACUUUCAUAUAUUCUAUGGGCACUAUCCAAAAAUCUUUUAAUAUUUAUAUUGGCUCGAUUUCUAGGAGGGAUUAGCAAAGGAAAUGUAUCAUUAAGUAUGGCAAUUAUUACUGAUGUAUCUUCCAUAAACACUAGAGGUAAAGGAAUGGAGAAACGUGCCAAAGAUGUUAAAGUCACAGUGAAAAAUAUGCUAUCUUUAAUAAACGUCAAAAGUCUUUUUGAUUUCACUGCCGUAACUGGCCUUCCUAGAGAUGAACAAAAAAAGUUAAAAACCUUGGGCUUUUUAUAUUUUGUUUAUUUGCUUAUAUAUAGUGGCUUGGAGUUUACUCUUACUUUUCUUACACAUCACCGAUUUAAUUAUACUGCAAUGCAGCAAGGCUGGAUGUUUUUUGUGAUAGGUUUAACAAUGUCUGUGAUACAAGGUAUUUAUGUGAGAAGAAUACAUCCCAGUAAAAUUAAAUCAAUAGCCAUAAAGGGAUUGUGGUUAAUUAUACCGUCCUUUAUAUGUGUUGGAAUAGCAUUUGAAUUUUUCGUUCUGUAUUUGGGACUGCUACUGUUUGCUAUUUCAACAGCAAUGGUGGUUCCGAGUAUAAUGACAAUGGCGUCGGAAUAUGGUACGGAGCAGCAAAAAGGAACAGUUAUGGGUAUUUUCAGAUCUCUAGGUGCUCUAGCCCGAGCUAUUGGACCAAUUUUAGCAAGCGUGGCAUUUUGGAGCGUAGGCUCUAAAAUUACUUACCUAACAGGUGCAGUUUUCUUAAUUUGGCCCGCUGUGACUUUAAAGCGAAUAAGAUAAAUUGUUAAGACUUAUUUAAUUUAUAACAGUUUUUAU